Molecule: messenger RNA, 3048 nt
Organism: Benincasa hispida (wax gourd)
Lineage: Eukaryota; Viridiplantae; Streptophyta; Magnoliopsida; Cucurbitales; Cucurbitaceae
Product: putative leucine-rich repeat receptor-like protein kinase At2g28990
Biological process (GO): protein phosphorylation
Molecular function (GO): ATP binding; protein kinase activity; protein binding
Source: RefSeq, a predicted model, not a curated record
AUGUGUGGUAAUUCUGUUACAAUAAAGUCGGAAAGAUCCGCAUCUUCUCAUGGAUACUCUUGUUUAAGAGUUCCUUCAGUUGUGACCAGAGAGGAGGAAUUUUGUGAAGAUCUUCGGGUUCAAGGAAAAUUAUUGUUAUAUUUGCCAACACGGUUAUAUUCUUUUUCCACCAAUUACAAUUUGCCUUAUUAUUAUUAUUAUUUUUUGAUAUCGACGGUAAUUUAUUUCAAUUACAUUAUUUUUGAACUUUCCCGCUCUGAUUCUUCAUUGGUUGAAGACUUCAUUAGCAUCGACUGCGGCGGACUACUCGACUCCGUCGACCUGAACAGUGAAUUCCCAUACCAAUCAGACAAGAACCUGAUCGAUUCAGGAGUGAUCGGUCAGAUUUCCCCUGAAUUUUCCGAAAAAUUUUGGCUGCAAUACAGAACCCUAAGAAGCUUCCCGGAGGGAGUAAAGAACUGCUACACUCUCCGCCCAGAAUCCGGCAAGAACAACAAUUACCUCAUCAGAGCCGUCUUUGUCUAUGGCAAUUACGACGGCAAGAACUCCACCCCUGUAUUUCGCGUCUAUCUUGGCGUUAAUCUAUGGGAUACCAUCACCAGAAGAAACAUCAGAAUCGAAUCCGUUUACAUGGCUCCCACUGAUUAUAUUGACGUAUGCCUUAUCAAUAUUGGAAGUGGAGUUCCUUAUAUUUCUGUUUUGGAAUUACGGCCCUUAGGCAACUCUGUUUAUCGCACUGAUCCCCGGCAAUUCAUGGCUCUCUGGGAUCGAUCCGAUGUCGGCGGCGAAUAUACACUCAGAUAUCCGCAGGAUAUUGAAGAUCGAAUUUGGGUUACGUAUGAUGAUUACCUGGGUUCGAUCAAGAAGAUACAGACCAGCGGGAGCAUCAAACUGACCAGUAACGAUCCGUACAAAUUACCGGAAUCAAUGUUGAAAACUGCCUAUGCAACCCUAAAUUCCAGCAUCCCUUUCGUAUAUAAAUGGAGCCCUGUAGAGGCCAGCUCUCGAUUCUAUUUCUGCUUUCAUUUCGCUGAGGUUGAGAAGUUGGAUACUUCUGUAAGAGAAAUGAGUAUUGUGUUGAAUGGCAUCCACACCAUUUCACAAUCCCUAAAGCUUGAGUAUCUCAAACCACAAACCAUAUGCUCAGCUUCAGAUGGUCUCCCUGUAAAUCUCAAUGAAGAUAAUUAUUUACAAAUUUCUGCAGCCUCCGGUUCGGAUCUUCCUCCCAUUAUCAAUGGGUUUGAGUUUUUUUAUAUCAUAAACAUCUCUCAUUCACCUACACUCUUACAGGACGUUAAUGCUGUAAUGGAUAUAAAGAAGACAUUCAAGCUAUUGAAUACUUACUGGCAAGGAGAUCCAUGUUUGCCUGAAUUUUCUGUAUGGAAUGGUCUAAACUGCAGUACUAGCAAUCCCCCAAGGAUAAUUUCACUGAACUUAAGCAGGAGUAAGUUAACAGGAGAGAUCCCAUUUUCCAUCUCCAAUCUCACUCAAUUGGAGACUCUGGAUUUAUCCUACAACGACUUGAGUGGACUACUUCCUGAAUUUUUAGCGCAACUACCUCGUUUGAAAAUCCUCAAUUUAACUGGUAAUAAUCUUGGUGGCACAGUUCCGGAAGCACUUCUAGUGAAAUCUAGAGAUGGAGUUUUGGAUUUGAGAAUAGAUGAUAAUCCAGAACUCUGUUCGUCACCUCCUUGCAAGAAAAAGAAAAAGAAAAAGAAAGUUGUUGUUCUUCCUGUUAUCAUUGCUGUCAUAGGAACUAUCCUAAUUAUAGCCUGCUUGGUCUUACUUUUAAUCUAUAAGAAAAGCAAGAAAAAGAAUUCGGUGAAGUCGACGGAAGAGAAAAUUUCACUGAAGCAAAAGCAUCGAGAGUACAGCUACUCCGAAGUUGUGAGUAUUACAAAUAAUUUCAGAGACAUCAUUGGAGAAGGAGGAUUUGGAAAAGUAUAUAAAGGUGCUUUGAAAGAUAAAACUCUGGUUGCUGUAAAGCUGCUCUCAUCAACAUCAAAGCAGGGCUAUAGGGAAUUUCAAACUGAGGCACAACUCUUAAUGAUUGUUCAUCACCGAAACUUGGUUUCUCUUGUUGGAUAUUGUGACGAGGGUAACACCAAGGCACUCAUUUAUGAAUACAUGGUCAAUGGAAAUUUGCGGCAACGUUUAUCUGAGAAAAACACAAACGUUCUGAGUUGGAAUGAAAGACUUCAAAUUGCAGUGGAUGCAGCACAUGGGCUUGAGUAUCUACAUAAUGGUUGCAAGCCAACAAUAGUUCACAGAGAUUUAAAACCUGCCAACAUACUAUUAGACGGUAUGAUGCAAGCCAAAAUAGCUGAUUUUGGAUUGUCUAGAACUUUUCAAGUUGAAAAUCAAUCUGAAAUGUUAACACAAUUAGCUGGAACACCAGGCUACUUUGAUCCUGAAAACCAAACACUUGGAAAUUUGAAUAAGAAAAGUGAUAUUUAUAGCUUUGGCAUAAUCUUAUUUGAGUUGAUCACUGGGUCCCCUGCGAUAACAAGAAGCUAUAAUGGAAAUAAUAUUCACCUUCUAGAUUGGGUUGCUCCAAUAAUCAAGAAAGGGAAGAUUGAAGAUGUGGUUGAUGUGAGAAUUAAAGGAGAAGUUAACCAUGACUCAGCUCGUAAAAUGGGUGAGAUAGCAAUGUCAUGCACCCAACCAAAUGGUGACCAAAGGCCUGACAUUAGUGUUGUUUUGGAGGAGCUUAAGGAGUGUUUGGCAGUGGAUCUAAGAACACUUUCAGAAAGCUAUGAAUUUUCUUCAACAAUUUUAGCUGAGAUAAAUGCUGGUCCUAAUCUUAGGUGAUUGAAUUUCAUUCUUACGCUUCAAAACACGCACACACACAUAUAGUCGUUGUCCUGACUUUUCUGCCUACCCCUUUUUACAUUUGGUUUCCUUUUCUUUUUUUAACCACGCGUGUGAAGUUGGAAGAUUCAAACUUGUAAUCUUUUGCCUGAGAGUAUAUAUUUGAAACAGUUGAACUUGAACUAUACUCAUGUUCAAAAUAUUGUGUUUAAACCACUAUAAAACAUUGUUUCAUCA